Molecule: messenger RNA, 1468 nt
Organism: Calidris pugnax (ruff)
Lineage: Eukaryota; Metazoa; Chordata; Aves; Charadriiformes; Scolopacidae
Product: dnaJ homolog subfamily A member 1-like
Exons: 7
Coding region: 54-1277 (407 amino acids)
Biological process (GO): protein refolding; response to heat
Cellular component (GO): cytoplasm; cytosol
Molecular function (GO): Hsp70 protein binding; ATP binding
Source: RefSeq, a predicted model, not a curated record
GUCCCGGGCCGGUGCUGAGGGGUCUGUCCUCCCUCCAGCACGUGAGGAAGAAGAUGGUGAAGGAGACGGGGUACUACGACCUGCUGGGCGUGCGGCCGGGAGCCAGCCUGGACGAGAUCAAGCGGGCCUACCGCCGCCUGGCGCUGCGCUACCACCCCGACAAGAACCCCAGCGAGGGCGAGCGGUUCAAGCAGAUCUCCCAAGCCUACGAGGUGCUGUCGGAUUCCCACAAACGGGCCCUCUACGACCGCGGCGGGGAGCGGGCCAUGAAGGAGGGGGGCCUGGGCAACCGCGGGGGGGGCGGCGGAUUCGGCUCCCCCAUGGACAUCUUCGACCUCUUUUUCGGCGGGGGCGUGCGGAUGCGGGGCCGGGCAGACAGACGAGGGAAAACGGUGGUCCAUCAGCUCUCGGUGUCGCUGGAGGACCUCUACAACGGCACCACGCGCAAGCUCUCCCUCCAAAAGAACAUCAUCUGCAGGAAAUGCGGGGGUUGUGGGGUGCGGGAGGGCGCCCAGAGAAGGUGCCCCAAGUGCCACGGCUCGGGGAUGGAGGUUCGCAUCCACCAGUUGGGUCCCAGUAUGAUCCAGCAGAUCCAGACGGUGUGUUCCCAGUGCCAGGGGCAGGGCGAGUGGAUCCGGCCUCGGGAUUGUUGUCUCACCUGCAACGGCCGCAAGGUCGUGAGGGAGAAGAAGAUCCUCAGCGUUCACCUGGAUAAAGGCAUGAAGGACGGGCAGAAGAUCACCUUCCACGAGGAAGGGGACCAAGUUCCCGGCCUGGAGCCCGGGGACAUCAUCAUCGUCCUGGAUCAGAAGGAACACCCCGUUUUCCGACGCAGCGGCGACGACCUCAUCGUCAAGAGGGAGAUCAGCCUGGCAGACGCCCUGUGCGGCUGCCGACAGGUCAUCCGCACCCUGGACAACAGGACCCUCCUCAUCUCCUCCCAACCAGGUGACGUGAUCCGACCUGGGGACGUCAAGUGUGUCCCCAACGAGGGGAUGCCCGUCUACAGGAGCCCCUUCCAGAAGGGGAAGCUCAUCGUGCAGUUCCAGGUGAAGUUCCCGGAGCCCGGCUGGCUCCCCACCGACCGCCUUCGCCAGCUCCAGGCCUUCUUCCCCCCCCAGGAGGAGGUGAUGGCCACCGAGGAGACGGAGGAGGUGGAACUCAGCGACUACACCUUCCAGGGGGGGCCUGGCCGUCGUUCGUACCCGGGGGAGGCCUAUCACGAGGACGAUUUCGAGGACGGCUCGCGCCAGCACGUCCAGUGCCAGACCUCGUAGCCGGUGGCGGGGCCGGGGGCCGUGGGGCAGCUCGGUGGGGAAAGAUGGGAGGUUGGGAGGUGGUUUUUUUUGGGGGGGGGAGAGAAAAUUAGCGCUCGGAGAGCAGGCACGUUCAGGGAUGUACAUAGGUCACCUUUCCGACAGCACUCCCCCCCCUCCCCUUCCCCCAGGGGAGCCAAAUUUGGUGCCCC